AUGACGUCGGCGUACAGGUCCAGCAUCCCCAGCCGGAACCCGUGCAAGACCGAGUGGCCUGAUGACGUUCUUCUCCAUCCGUGCUAUGCUGAUGAUGAAGCUGCGGGCGAUGGUGUUGAUGGUGAUGAGCACCUUCACGAUCGCGACGAGGAGGCGACGGCCACCGGGAGUACGACCAUCAUCACGCCCCCGAUCGAGGUCAUGAGCAGCAACGUGAACACGGACGAGGUGGUGGACAGCCCCAUGGAUACGGGCAGCUUCCCCUGCCCGUUCCCGUUCCUGAACACGAACCCGAACGUGGACGUGAGCGGGUCGACGCUCGUUAUGACGACCUGCAGGACCUGCAACAGGGAGUACAUCGGGCAGAUCACGAAGAUGAUCCCCUGCAACCGCGCGUCCAUGUUCAGGUCGUUGUGCAUGUCCUCGAACAUCGUCAUGGGCAUGAACGAGUACUGCAUCGCGUCGAGCUCGGGGCUUGGGAUAAUGAGCAUCUUAACCCACAGCAACUACGUCGCGUACAUGCCUCUGAGCAGCAUCACGGAUGUCCACGCGUCGCGCCUAUACGUGACUAGCCAAGCUUGGGAAGGUCUGCCGAGGGCUACUUCUACCUCGCCAUCCCACUUCUUUCUCUUGAGACUUGAAGACUCUUGCGGUGGAUCCCUUGCUUCCUUCUUCUUCCUCCAUGUGAUAACGGACAGGACCACGAAUGAGUGCACCAUCGUGGACAUGGACGUCAACAUCCAGUCGCUCACGAACAAGGACAGGAUCAUCAAGCCUUACGCGCCCGGCGGGUUCUUCUAG
Messenger RNA from Fonsecaea erecta, 801 nucleotides. RefSeq lists its product as hypothetical. NCBI's taxonomy places the organism in Eukaryota, Fungi, Ascomycota, Eurotiomycetes, Chaetothyriales, Herpotrichiellaceae. The transcript has 3 exons. The coding region runs from base 1 to 801 and encodes 266 amino acids. The record is from RefSeq and is a predicted model, not a curated record.